Leishmania braziliensis MHOM/BR/75/M2904 is the source of this 648-nucleotide messenger RNA. RefSeq names its product putative ABC transporter. The coding region runs from base 1 to 648 and encodes 215 amino acids. NCBI's taxonomy places the organism in Eukaryota, Euglenozoa, Kinetoplastea, Trypanosomatida, Trypanosomatidae. The record is from RefSeq and is a predicted model, not a curated record. The transcript has a single exon.
AUGUGGGGCGCCUUUGGCACCGUUGUGCGCAUAUACGAGUUCACUACCCCUGACACGCUCGAGGAACUGUCUGUCACGCACAGCCGCAUCGCAUGCGUCGUCCUCGACGCGUGCCUCAAAAAUGAAGGGCUCUACAGCAAGGUAGGACAAGGCCUGAACUCCAUGGGUCACGUGCUCCCGCGCGAGUACACGGACGUGCUCAAUGUGCUGUUGGGCCGGGCACCACCUGUUGCGAUCGCAGAGGUUCGAAAGACCAUCUGCGCCGAAACCGGCAGGGAAAUUGAGGAGCUGCUUGCUCGCUUUGACGAGGCACCAGUGGCCUCGGCGCCGAUUGCGCAGGGGCACCAAGGGCGGCUUCCGCCGCUGACAGACGGCUCCUCGCCGGAGCCGCAGAGGGUAGCCGUGAAGGUGCGCAAGCCGUGUAUCUCCACCCAAUCUGUGUGGGGCCUGUGCAUGUAUAGUGCCAUCAUGAUGCCCCUCAAGCUCCUGUUUCACCUGCCGACAGACUGGUCGAGGAAGACCGUGUGCGACGCGUUGGCACGCGUUAUGAGCGGAAAGGGCGCGAGGAGGCGCAGGCCGAUCAGCAGCAAGGCGCGCGGGUGCAGAACAUGUGGCGUCUCCUGCGGCCGGCCGAGUGGGCUGGGGUAG